CUUUUCCCCAAAAUUUGAUUUGCACCACUUAUCGCACCAGGAACCACCUCCACCACCACCAUCAUCGUCUUCUCUCUCUCUCUCUCUCUUCCCCGUUACUUUAUUUUCUUCCCCGCUUCGCUCUCCGUCAAAGUCUUCUCUCUUUGCCAUUUUAUCCACUGCUAAUUCCCGUUUUACCCCUCAACCCAUCGUCCCUGAGACACGCCGGCCACGAACGAAGAGAAGAUAAAACCAGGCGAAUUCGGGAGACACGCCCGCCAAUUCGCUUCUGUGCGGGAGAAAUGGCGGCGGCGACAUCGGAGCGAGUCGAAUUGGCCAAGCACUGCAGUUCGCAGAACUGGUCCAAAGCGAUCCGAGUUCUCGAUUCGCUACUCGCGAAGCAGUGCUCAAUUUUGGACAUUUGCAAUAGAGCUUUUUGUUAUAAUCAAUUGGAGCUUCACAAGCACGUGAUCAAAGACUGUGACAAGGCACUCCAGCUUGAAGCUUCCACCAUUCAAGCUUACAUACUCAAAGGACGCGCUCUUUUGGCUCUGGGGAGAAAACAGGACGCUGUUCUUGUUUUGGAGCAAGGAUAUAAAAUUGCUUUGCAGCAGACAGCUGAUGUGAAGCAGCUACUUGAGUUAGAAGAACUCCUGAAAGCUGCAAGAGAAGAAAUCGAUGGCGCUGUGAAACAUCAAGAGACCCCUGCUUCGUCUCUAGGAUCAUGCGCUGGUGACAAGUCUGAUGAAAAAAUAUCGAGCAUGGCAGUUUCUGAAUCAGGAGCAUGCAGCAAUGGAAACACCCACGAGGAUUUAGGUGAGCAAUCAAAGAUGAGUAGUUUUUCAAAGGAUGCAUCUAAGGGGAGCAAGAAACCUGGUGGUGGUUCCGAGUUACGUAAUGGAUCAGCAUACAAGGAGAAAGAGAAUGUAAAGUCUGGCAGCCAAACCAAUGGUUCUUAUGAAUCAUGCAAUGGUUCUGAUUCGCAUGAUGAUUCAUCUGAAAGUUCUGAUCGGUUAGGGGACCUGUCGCUUGUUGGAAACACGUUAACUAUCAAGUCCGGAUCUAUUAGAUUGAGCCAUAAAGCUAAGGCACGAUGUGGAGUCACCGAUGAAACCAAGACAAAUAAGAAGUACACCAUAGCAAGAAUGUCAGACACUCAUUCUAUAACUGUGGAUUUUCGACUUUCUAGAGGCAUUGCACAGGUGAACGAAGGAAACUACGCGAAAGCCAUAUCUAUUUUUGAUAAGGUGCUGAAAGAAGAACCGAAUUACCCUGAGGCGCUUAUAGGAAGAGGGACAGCUUAUGCAUUCAAACGAGAGCUUGAAAAUGCUAUAGCUGAUUUUACUAAGGCUAUUCAAUCUAACCCAGCAGCAGGUGAGGCCUGGAAGCGGAGAGGACAGGCUCGCGCUGCUCUUGGGGAAUUUGCUGAGGCGGUUGAAGAUUUGACAAAAGCACUGGUUUAUGAGAAAAACUCACCUGAUAUAUUGCACGAAAGGGGUAUUAUUAAUUUUAGAUCUAAGGACUUCACUGCUGCUAUAAAGGACCUAUCUAUAUGUCUGAAGCAAGAGAAAGAUAACAAGUCCGCAUAUACUUAUUUGGGACUAGCUUUUGCUUCUCUUGGUGAAUAUAAAAAAGCUGAAGAAGCGCAUUUGAAGUCCAUCCAGCUGGAUAGUAAUUAUCUUGAAGCAUGGCUACAUCUCGCCCAGUUCUAUCAAGAGUUGGCCGACCAUAGCAAGGCUUUGGAAUGCAUUGAGCAGGUUCUACAAGUGGACAACAGGGUUUGGAAGGCCUAUCACUUGCGUGGAUUAGUGUUCCAUGGAUUAGGUGAACACAGGAAGGCUAUCAAGGAAUUAUCUAUUGGCUUGAGCAUUGAGACCUCGAUAGAGUGCUUGUACCUACGAGGUUCCUGCUAUCAUGCUGUAGGAGAGUAUAGAGAUGCGGUGAAGGACUACGAUGCUACAGUGGAUGCAGACCUUGAUGCAGUGGAGAAAUUUGUUCUUCAAUGCCUGGCAUUUUAUCAGAAAGAGAUUGCCUUGUACACGGCUUCCAAAGUUAGUAGUGACUUUUUCUGCUUUGAUAUUGAUGGUGACAUAGAUCCGAUGUUCAAGGAGUACUGGUGCAAAAGAUUACACCCAAAGGAUGUAUGUGAAAAGGUUUACAGACAGCCUCCCCUGCGUGAAUCCCUUAAGAAGGGUAAACUGAAAAAGCAAGAUCUUGCAAUAACCAAACCGAAGGCGAAUCUUCUUCGCUUCGCUGAUUUAAUUGGCAAGAAAAUCCAAUAUGAUUGUCCUGGAUUCUUACCGAACAGACGUCAGCAUCGUAUGGCAGGAUUGGCUGUGAUAGAAAUUGCUCAAAAGGUUUCAAAAGCUUGGCGCAUAGAGUGGAGGAGUUUAAACAAAGGCACGGCAAAAAAUGGGAAAAAAAACCGUAGGAGAGAAAGAAUAAACAUGCUUAGCCAGAAUAGAGGUGGUGCUGGGUGUAGUACUAGCAGCUCCAGUGAAACUUCAACUGCGUAUGCCUCACUCGAAGAUCGAUCAUCUGGCCGCUCGAUGUUGUCUUGGCAAGAAGUUUAUUCCUCUGCUGUGAGAUGGAGACAAAUUUCAGAGCCUUGUGACCCAGUUGUGUGGGUUAACAAACUAAGGUACAUGUUCCUAUGCUAUGUUAGUGGAAUAUCUACUGACUCUUUGAACAGUGAAGAGUUUAAUUCUGGGUUUGGUUCACAUACGCCGAUGUUACUCGGACAAGCUAAAGUAGUACGCUACUUCCCAAAUUAUGAAAGAACCCUGAGUCUUGCAAAGACCAUCAUCAAGGAUAAACUCUCUGUACGCAGCAAGGCAGAUGAAGUUAUUGAUCUAUCUAAAGAUGCGAAGAUAGAAGAAAUAAUGCGUGCUGCAACGUGUGAAGAGCUACACAAAAUUGUUGGUGAGGAUUUCUGGGUGGCUACUUGGUGCGACAGUACUGCAUUCGAAGGGAAACGCCUUGAAGGAACUAGGAUCACCUGCAUUCAAAAACCGGAAAGGCUUGGGUAUGAUUUUGCAAUUCGGACCCCAUGUACACCUGCGAGGUGGAGCGAUUUCGAUGAAGAAAUGACCUCAGCUUGGGAGGCUGUAUGCAAUGCGUAUUGUGGAGAGAAUUACGGUUCUACUAAACUCGACGCUCUAGAAACCGUUAGAGACGCUAUCUUACGCAUGACGUAUUACUGGUACAAUUUUAUGCCGUUAGCUCGAGGGACGGCCGUAACGGGAUUUGUAGUGUUAAUGGGACUUCUGCUAGCUGCUAAUAUGGAGUUCACUGAGAGUAUCCCGAAAGGGUUACAGAUUGAUUGGGAGGCUAUUCUUAAUCUUGAACCGGGUUCCUUUACUGGUUCGGUUAAGUCUUGGUUAUAUCCAUCCCUGAAAAUCAGCACGUCGUGGAGAGAUCACCCGGAAAUUUCCUCGGCGUUUUCAACAACCGGAUCGGUUGUCGCGGCGCUUAGCUCUUACAACGAUUGAGUUUUAAGUCUUGUCUCUUUGUCUCUUACAGUCUGACAUAAGAGGUGAAGAAAGCUAACCCAACCGUGAGCAGUAAGAAAAACUUAUAUUUCAGUCAUAAACCUUCGGCUUAUGCUGUUUCUGUCUUAAAAAAAAAAAAGCUUUGAUAGGGUUUCUAGAAUAUCUUUUAACUCUUAUAGUUGUUUUUUUUUGUCUCUUUGGACAUCACCCAUGUUUAGUUUUAUUUUACAGUUUUAAUAAUGUAUUUAGAUAUGAUCUCUUUCGCUUCAGUCACAAGUCAACAUGAGAAACUCUUGGGAGUUAUGUUGCUUAUGAUUUACGAAGCCUUGUAUUACUAGUCUAAAAUUAUGACAUUAGCUUUUUUCAAUUCUUUCUCUUGCUUCUUGCAUUUUCAG
Molecule: messenger RNA, 3865 nt
Organism: Thlaspi arvense
Lineage: Eukaryota; Viridiplantae; Streptophyta; Magnoliopsida; Brassicales; Brassicaceae
Source: the annotation of a GenBank genome assembly